GUACAAGCUAUGUGGGACUGCCUUGGGGUUUGGGGUUACUAAAACACACACACACACACUCACACACACACACAAUUUCUAAUAGUUGACUCUGACCUCCUCUCACAGACACUUCAUACCUACUUCAUGAAGCAUCUUGCAACACAUUUAUCUCAUUAAAGAUCUUGAACAUGUUUUUGCCAAUAUUUGUGGCAUUUGGACUUCUCCUUAAUUUCACCCAGAGCUUGGAAAAUCAAGCCAUCAUUAUAGACCAUGCUGUAACAGGAGUGUUAGGAGAGGAUGUGCACCUGCAGUGUUUGUACUCUGGCACACAAGAUAUCACUGAUUCCUCCUGGAAGCACCUGGAUUUAAGAAAACAAAGAGCAAAGAUGGUGGCAGGAUUCAAAAGUGGCAAACCAUUCACAAACAAAGACAGCUUCUCCAGUCCAGCAUCAAAAACCAAUCUUACUGUGAAAGUGAAUUUAAACAGCUUAGACCUAGAGGGAGAGUACUCAUGUGUGUUCAGCGCAGAUGAAGACGAAAUAAUGGAUAGACUGUUCCUUAAAAUCCUAGCUCGGCCCAGUGUGAGCACCCAUGCAGAGGAAGAAGUUCUGAAUGGAACUCAUUACCAAAGCAUCUUCUGUUCAGCUUCCGGUGCCAAGCCCAAUGCAAGUCUCCACUGGGAUAUCCGUGGGUCACCACCUAGUGAGGCCAUUUUCUCCAUCCACAACACAAUGUCCGAAUUUCCAAAUGGCACAUUCAGUACUCUCAGCAUGCUACGUUUCCCCAUCCAUAUGAAUAAUGAGAGUCGUGUUGCCUGUGUGAUUCAGCACCCAGCUUUGGCUGAACCUAGCACAACUGUUAUACAGUUACCAACAUUUGUUUCCCCAAAUGUAACUAUGGAAGUGGCCCUGAUCGAAAAAGAAGGAAAAGCCUUCUUUGAGGUCCUCUGCACAGCAAAAGGAGGGAGGCCUCAUCCAUCAAUCACCUGGAUCCAACCUGAAUCUGCAGACACAUCAUGCUCUGCUAAUCUCACAACAUUUGAGUCAGUUUCUAGUUCUCACUGUUUCCCAUUAGAUGGACAUGAGGGUAAAAAUGUCACCUGCAUUUUUGGUUACCAGCAUCUUUCUGCCUUUGAGAGAACUGUUACACUGCCAACAUACUAUCUCAACUCUCUUCAUCUGACAAACAGCAGUAUUAAUGUGAACCAUUUCAACACUUCUGAUUUGUUCAUAUUAGAAGAGGAGGACAGUGACAUCAGAUUCAGGAUGGAAGUGUUGGGAAAUGUUCCAAGAUAUACAAUUAAUUGCUCAAAGGAUGGUAAACCUCUGUCAAAGGAUGUGAAUGUGGUUGUCAGUGAUCUCAUGAUAAAAGGUCCUGUUGGGGCAAUUCAUGCAGGCCAAUACCAGUGCCAAGCCUCCUACUACAGACAUACAGCCUCUUUACAGUUUGAAAUAGAAGUGAAGCCUAGAGUCCAAGUACCAGCUCCCAUCCAUGUGACACUCCUCACCAACACAACUUGGGUGAAUGGGCUUCAGUAUAUAGAAGUGAAAUGCAUGGCAGACAACGUGUCUCCUGGUGCCAAUAUUACUUGGGACACAAGAGACUGCAGAAGUGCCUUUGAGCCUGGAAAUAUUGUGUCUGGAAGUCAGCAGGAGCACAGUGUGGUAUGGAACAUGGCACGGCUCUCGAUUUAUUCUUAUGCAGGAUGCACCGUAAUUUGUAUGGUGCACCAUGGCGGGUUAGAGAAACCGGUACAAAAGAGCAUUCAUAUCCCUUUAAUAGGACCACCCAGAAGUUAUGUGAGAGUUGCUUUACAGAAAGACACCACACACUGGGCUGCUGUGUGUGAAUACGAAAGUGAUGGGUCCAUACCCAACAUCUCCUGGGUCAUUUCUGAUACCAAUACAGCCACACCUUUAACUGUAAAUGCCACAAAAGAGGGCAGUAAAGUGCUAGUUACAAGCAUUUAUAAAUUUGAACUGUGCCAAAAUGAGGGAAAGUUCUUGACAUGUGUGAUCCAUAAUAUGUACGGGGAAGUCAAAAGAGGAACCAUACAUGUCCCAAAUUUCUUUAUCUCGUCUAUCGUGGUUUUGAACAAAACUAUCCCACUGCAUGGGAGCCAUGGGAAACGUGCUGAUGUAUACAGAGUGGCAUUAAAGGAACAUGUUUCCAAUCAGAGGAUACUUUUUAGAGUUAAUGGAAAUGCAUCAGCAUGUGAUAUCAAAUGCUUCAGAUCCAAUGGACUUUCUGCACACACUGUUGGUAUGGCCCUGGUUUUUGCUCAGCAAGUGUCAGAGAGGGAUGCUGGUUUGUACACAUGCAGAGCAUCCUGGUACAAUCACAAUGCCACAAUCACUAUUCUGGUGGAAGUAACCAGCCAGGAAAUGCAGAGCAUGAUACUUAUCCUGAUCAGCUUGUCCUCUGCUGUUGCAAUCACCCUCAUAUUGAUGGUCACACUCUGCAUAUUCUGCAAAAAAAGUGAAGAAAGUCACUCUUCAUCGCAGGACUGGAAGAAGCGUGAAUCUCUGGCUGCCCUGAUGCAGGACCCACGCUCACCAGAACUCAAGAAGGCCAGAGGGCAGGAGUAUGCAGAGCUUGUGCACUACUCCAUAGUGAUUGAUGUGAAAAGUACAGUGUGAGGAGAGGUUUGAGUAUUCUGUAGUCUGAAACAUGAGUAGAUUUUAAAUAGCAGCAUGCUAUUUUGGGGUAAUGGUACUGUAUAUGGAUGAACAUAAAACUAAGCUUUAAAUAGGAUUUAUCAUUACAAUUAUGUCAUUUAGAACUUUAUUUGUAUUGUACUGUCAUCUUAUAUUUUACAAUGAUCAUAUUUUGUCAUGUGUGAUAUAAAAUAACUCAUUAAAAGUCUAUAGUGCUGUCAUUAAGGUAGCCCUCCACCAUUAGUCAUGCAUAUAUGCAUCAUUCAAACAAAAACAUCCACUCAUCUAUUCUUUACAUCUUAUCCUGCUGGGUGUGUGGGGAACCUGGAGCCUAUCCCAGGAGCCUCGGAGCACAAGACAGGGUACACCCUGAACAGGAUGACAGUUAGUGGAAGGGCACAAUUAUACACCACCCAUUCAGACACUACAGACAAUUCAGAGAUGUCAAUCAGCCUACAGUUCAUGUCGUUGGACUGGGGGAGGAAACCCCCAAGGUACAGGGGGAAUGUGCAAACUCCACAAACAUAUGGCAAAGGCGGGAAUCAAACCCCCAACCCUGAAGGCGUGAGGCAAACAUACUAGCCACCGUGCCCCCCUCAAACAAAAUAAAACUGUCCUACUGAAAACAAGCUCCUAACACAUAUUAAGCUGACUUUAACAUACAUUUCCUUCUCAUUCUUUAUUUUUGCAGUAUAUUUAGAUAAUCUCCUCCUGCAGUAUUCAAGUCAAAAAUUCAGCACACUUUGCAUCUACAUUCCAUUUAUACCAGUUAAAUUUGCUUUGAGCAAUCCAGAAAGCUCUCCAGCAGGUAGAAUGCUAGCUAUUCAUGUAAGUGUGGUCUAUAUACAAUGGUUAACCACCAAUGGCAGUGUCUAACACAUUUAAUGCUCCUUUUGAAAUUGUGUGUGUGGGGGGUGGGGACGCUCGGGGAGGUCUGUGUACAUUGCAUUCAUUCGAUUUUUGAUUCUAAAUUGAAAAACAAACAUCCAAUUACGAUGCCUUAUUCAUUUUUUGUAUUUAAUAUUGAAAGAAAAAAAAAAUAAAACGUCAC
Hemibagrus wyckioides is the source of this 3690-nucleotide messenger RNA. RefSeq lists its product as uncharacterized. Lineage: Eukaryota; Metazoa; Chordata; Actinopteri; Siluriformes; Bagridae. The record is from RefSeq and is a predicted model, not a curated record. Gene Ontology annotation, cellular component: adherens junction. The transcript has 13 exons. Bases 171 to 2621 code for a protein of 816 amino acids. Gene Ontology annotation, biological process: homophilic cell-cell adhesion; heterophilic cell-cell adhesion.